AUUUCCAAAACUGCUCCCUCAUACCCGUGAUUAAACCACAAAACUUUCCCGAUCUUAUUAACUCUAUUAUAAGCGUACUAUGCACUUUACUAUCAAGUAUGGAAGAUCUUAACAGCUCGAGAGUACUAUUUACUUCACCUUCUAAAUUUCAUAUACUGGCUCACAGAAUCUCCUUAGUAUUCUGAACUCUCACAUUUUUAUUUUCUUAAUAAAUUAAAGUCAAAGUAGUAGAAAAUCAAAUCAAAUCCACCAAAUAAUUCACAACUUUCUACAUCAAAAUCAAACCAAAUCCCCAAAUCAAUCAAACCCUAGUCUCUGAAUGCCAAUCAAUUUCGAGCAAGAUGACGACUCCAUGCGAUUCUCAAUUCUCUCUCCUCUUCACCUUCAUCUCUCGCCGACUCUAUCAAUCGUCUGAAUCAUCUGUUUCUUGCAAUCAAAUGUUGUGGGAUUAUGCAAUUCGAGAGAUUAAUUUCUUGCUUUGGCUUUCUUUUGUUGGAAUUUCUGCUAUUUUGCUAAGGAAAUUGUUUGUUCUCUUCAAAAUUUGGUCGUAUGGUAGUCGUAUUCCUGGUCCUCCUUCACCUUCCUUUUAUGGUCAUUCUGUGCUCUUUGCUGGCGCCAAUUCUCAUCAGGAUCUCACUGAUCUCUUGGAUAAGUCACAUAAGAAGUAUGGAUCAAUCAUAAAGCUGUGGCUAAGUCCUACUCAGCUGCUAGUGUCUGUAAAAGACCCCUUGGUUAUAAAUGAAUUGCUGUUGAAGGCUGCCGAUAAAAUGCCUCUGAUAGGGAGGGUGUACCGUUUGGCCUUUGGACAGUCAAGUUUCUUUGUCUCUUCAUUUGAAAAGGUCAAAAGAAGAAGGGAGACUUUGGCAGUAGAAUUGAAUGGGAAGUUGCUCGAGAAAGCAAAUGCAAUGACUGAUAGAGCUGUGGAUUUUGUAAUGGAAAGAAUAUGUGUCACCAUGGACAAGGGAGCCCUUGAUUGUGAAAUUUUCUCCCAACACAUGGCUUUCUCCAUACUAGGAGCCACGUUUUUUGGAGAUGCUUUUUUUGCAUGGUCCAAAGCCAAUGCUUAUGAGGAGCUUCUUAUAAGGAUUGCAAAAGAUGCUUGCUUUUGGGCAUCAUAUAAUGUUCCACCAUUCUGGAAACAAGGCUAUUGGAAGUAUCAACAUUUGUGCUCAAAGCUGAAAUCCUUGACUCAAGAUAUUGUUCAGCAGUGCCAGAUGAACUACAAGCUGUUAUGUCAACCCAACUGCCACAGCAAUCCUAAAAUGAAGGAUGAGGAAGCUGCAUCUGGUACAACUUUUUCAAGUGGCGUGGCAAAGCUUGCGAGUUCAAGCUCACAAGAGCCCUGUUGUCAUCAGAAUCAACGGGAAGAAGCAAAUGGAAAUGUCAUGGGAAUGAUGUUUCAUGGGUGCCUUACUACUGCUGGUUUGAUCGGUAAUGUCUUGGCCAGACUUUCAAUGCAUCCUGGGAUACAGGAAAAGAUCUAUCUAGAGGUAACUACCAUAAGAAAACGGUAUGAUAAACUUAAAAAGCAAGAUGUCAGUGAAAUGCACCUCUUAUUGGCUACCUUGUAUGAAUCGGCCCGCCUCCUUCCUGCUGGACCUUUGCUGCAGAGAUGCUCCUUGGGACAAGACUUGGAUCUUAAAAAUGGCUUGCACAUUCCUGCCGGAGCUCUGCUUGUUGCACCAAUACAGUUGGUUCAGAUGGAUGAAAACAAUUGGGGAAGUGAUGCUGCACAGUUCAAUCCAUACCGUUUUUUGUCUAAGUCUGAAAAGAGAUCUGAACUUAGCAGAAGCUCUGAAACUACAGAUGCUGCUGAAGUGCCUCCAGAUUCAGGAGAUGGGUCGUACAUCCUAAGCAAUCCAUAUAAGAAUGCUGCAUUUCUUCCAUUUGGUUCUGGGCUACGUGGAUGUGUUGGCCAGAGGUUUGCCAUUUUAGGAAUUGCAUCAAUAUUUGCGUCACUGCUUGAACAGUAUGAGGUAAAACUGGUACCUGGGUCUUAUAUAGAGCCGAGGCCUUUAAUGACCAAUUGUGUACUUCAGCUUGGCCCGAGUCCAAAGAUAGUUUUUGUCAGACGUGAUGCAUGAUUGUACCUCUGUUGUGCAGUUGUCUGUUCAAAUUGUACACUAGUUUGUUGUCCUUUUUUCUGUAUUGACAAUGAUAAAAAGGAAGACAUCUCUGUUUUCCAAGGUUGAUUUGGGAAAAGGCUUUUCCUGCUCGCUCAGCUAUCAGAGGAGAGAUGCUACAUGAGUACAAUAUGGCUGCUCGUGUUUUUUUUCUUCCUGUAUUUUUCAUUGGCCUGAAGUGCUGUUAUGGGUGCCGCAAUUUUAUACUGGUUUUGAAGCACUCUGGCCUAUUACUGCAGCGAGCUCUGUGAUUUUCCUCCCUACCUUUGGUUUUGUAAAGAGAUUGUGUCUUUGCUUUCUUUCUUUUUCUCCGUAAGGAGUUAUGGUGUAAUUUUCUGUAAUCCUGAUGUAAAAAAGCAGCAUCACCAUCACUUUGGUUACAGUAUGUAUCAGUUUACGUUGCAAUGUUGCAAUUCUACCUGCCAUCAGUAGAAACUUGCCAUCAGUAAAAAAGCUGUCUGUGAAUUGCUAUAAUUUUCUUUGAUGUUUAUGUUUUCGUCUAUGUGACUUGAAUUAUUGUUUUAUAUUCUGCAAGAUGUAAACUAUUAUGGAGAACAGUGAAAAAUAUUUCAGGUAUUGCGUUA
Molecule: messenger RNA, 2707 nt
Organism: Chenopodium quinoa (quinoa)
Lineage: Eukaryota; Viridiplantae; Streptophyta; Magnoliopsida; Caryophyllales; Amaranthaceae
Product: cytochrome P450 4d2-like
Exons: 7
Coding region: 342-2084 (580 amino acids)
Molecular function (GO): iron ion binding; oxidoreductase activity, acting on paired donors, with incorporation or reduction of molecular oxygen; monooxygenase activity
Source: RefSeq, a predicted model, not a curated record